GAGCCAAAAUGUCUGAGAAAAUGUCCAGCUUUCUGUAUAUCGGGGACAUCGUGUCCCUGUACGCGGAGGGCUCGGUCAACGGAUUCAUCAGCACCUUGGGGUUAGUGGAUGACAGAUGUGUGGUUCAGCCGGAUGCAGGUGACCUUGCUAACCCUCCAAAGAAGUUCAGAGACUGCCUUUUCAAGGUGUGUCCUAUGAACCGAUAUUCAGCCCAGAAGCAAUACUGGAAAGCCAAGCAAGCCAAACAGGGAAACCAUACAGAAGCAGCACUGCUGAAGAAACUCCAACAUGCAGCAGAAUUGGAACAAAAGCAGAAUGAAAGUGAGAACAGAAAGCUGUUGGGAGAAAUCGUAAAAUAUAGCAAUGUCAUACAGUUGCUGCAUAUAAAAAGUAACAAAUAUCUCACAGUCAACAAGAGAUUGCCAGCACUGCUAGAGAAGAAUGCCAUGCGGGUGUCUCUGGAUGCUGCAGGGAAUGAAGGAUCCUGGUUUUAUAUCCAGCCUUUUUGGAAACUGAGGAGUGAAGGUGACAAUGUUGUCGUGGGAGACAAAGUUGUCCUGAUGCCAGUAAAUGCAGGGCAGCCUCUGCAUGCCAGCAACAUUGAGCUUCUAGAUAAUCCCGGCUGCAAAGAGGUAAAUGCUGUUAACUGCAACACAAGCUGGAAAAUAACUUUGUUCAUGAAAUUCAGUAGUUACCGAGAUGAUGUGCUGAAAGGAGGAGAUGUUGUCAGAUUGUUUCAUGCAGAGCAAGAGAAGUUUCUGACCUGUGAUGAAUACGAGAAGAAGCAACAUAUUUUCCUUCGUACUACGUUGCGUCAAUCAGCCACUUCUGCAACAAGCUCUAAAGCACUGUGGGAAAUAGAGGUUGUGCAUCAUGACCCUUGCCGGGGAGGGGCAGGACAGUGGAAUAGCUUGUUUAGAUUUAAGCAUUUGGCAACUGGCAACUACUUAGCUGCGGAGCUUAACCCACACUAUCCGGAAGGUAAUAAUGAAGGAAAAGCUUUGCAGAGAGACGGCGACCUUCCUGCUUCAAAGAAGAAACGCCAGGCAGGGGAGAAGAUUAUGUACACUUUGGUCUCUGUGCCACAUGGAAAUGACAUUGCAUCUCUCUUUGAACUGGAUGCCACCACUCUUCAGAGAGCUGAUUGCCUCGUUCCAAGGAAUUCAUAUGUCCGACUGAGGCAUUUAUGCACUAAUACUUGGGUCACUAGUACUAGUAUUCCAAUAGAUACUGAUGAAGAGAGGCCUGUGAUGUUGAAGAUUGGGACAUGCCAAACCAAGGAAGACAAAGAAGCUUUUGCCAUCGUAUCUGUUCCUCUGUCGGAGGUCAGAGACUUGGACUUUGCCAACGACGCCAACAAGGUUUUAGCAUCCACUGUUAAAAAGCUGGAAAACGGAACAAUAACACAAAAUGAAAGGAGGUUUGUAACCAAGUUACUAGAAGAUCUCAUUUUCUUUGUUGCUGAUGUGGCUAAUAAUGGGCAGGAAGUUUUGGAUGUGGUCAUUACCAAGCCAAACCGGGAACGACAAAAAUUAAUGAGGGAACAAAAUAUACUGGCCCAGAUAUUUGGGAUCCUCAAAGCUCCUUUUAAGGACAAAGGUGAAGGCUCAAUGCUGAGACUCGAAGAUCUGGGUGAUCAGCGGUACGCUCCAUACAAAUAUAUGUUGCGGUUAUGUUACCGAGUUCUCAGGCAUUCCCAGCAAGACUAUAGGAAGAACCAGGAAUAUAUCGCAAAGAACUUCUGCGUCAUGCAGUCCCAGAUUGGUUAUGAUAUUCUGGCAGAAGACACCAUCACAGCUUUGUUGCACAACAACAGAAAACUGCUAGAGAAACACAUCACAGCUAAAGAAAUAGAGACGUUUGUUAAUUUACUCAGGAGAAAUCGAGAGCCAAGAUUCUUGGAUUAUCUGUCAGACCUGUGUGUAUCUAACACCACAGCAAUACCAGUAACUCAGGAACUCAUCUGCAAGUUUAUGCUGAGCCCAGGAAAUGCUGACAUUCUCAUUCAAACCAAACUGGUGUCGGCGCAGAUGGACAAUCCCUUGGAUUGCCCAGUCAUCGCAGACGACAUCGAUGAUGAAGAAGUGUGGCUGUACUGGAUUGACAGCAACAAAGAACCUCAUGGGAAAGCCAUCAGGCAUCUGGCUCAGGAGGCCAAAGAAGGCACAAAAGCUGAUUUAGAAGUUCUUACCUACUACAGGUAUCAGUUGAACCUCUUCGCAAGAAUGUGCCUGGACCGCCAAUAUCUGGCCAUCAACCAGAUUUCUGCACAGCUGUCAGUAGACUUGAUCUUACGAUGCAUGUCGGAUGAAAGCCUCCCUUUCGACCUCCGCGCUUCUUUCUGCCGGCUGAUGCUGCACAUGCAUGUGGACAGAGAUCCUCAGGAGUCUGUGGUGCCUGUCAGAUAUGCCAGGCUGUGGACUGAAAUUCCCACUAAGAUCACCAUCCACGAGUAUGAUUCUUUCACGGAUUCUUCGAGAAAUGAAAUGAAGAGGAAAUUUGCACUAACUAUGGAAUUUGUAGAAGAGUACUUGAAAGAAGUUGUAAACCAGCCCUUUCCUUUCGGAGACAAAGAGAAAAAUAAGCUUACAUUUGAGGUGGUGCAUCUGGCUCGAAAUCUCAUAUACUUUGGCUUUUAUAGCUUUAGUGAGCUUCUCAGACUGACCCGCACACUGCUGGCGAUUCUAGACAUAGUUCAAGUUCCUAUGUCGUCCUACUUUGAGAGGCUGAGCAAGUUUCAGGAUGGAGCCUCAUCCUUUAUACAGAUCCGUAGCAUUUUUGUUCCAACUAUGUUGGCCAUAGUUGUUUCCGUGGACACUCAUCCUGUAAACACUUUGGUUGAAAUGUGUCCUGAGUGCACAAGUUACCUGGGUCUGUGCAGG
Tinamus guttatus (white-throated tinamou) is the source of this 2882-nucleotide messenger RNA. Lineage: Eukaryota; Metazoa; Chordata; Aves; Tinamiformes; Tinamidae. The record is from RefSeq and is a predicted model, not a curated record.